CGCAGAACCAGAGCGCGCAUCGGAGCGCAUCCGAUCCCGCAGAACCAGAGCGCGCAGCGCGCACCGGAGCGCGUCCCGCAGACCCGGCCGGAGCGGGCGGAACCGCUGCCCGAGACCCCAGCGCUCGGAUCGAUCGCCCUCCCUCCUCCCGGGGUUCCACGGGUUUAUUUCCACCCGCCGCAGCCCCCCGCCGGCCCCUGUGUCUGAUGCGGCGCAGAUAAGUCUCCGCCGAUCCCGUGUGUCGCGCUGCUUGUCGCCGGCGGCGUGUGCGCGCUGGACGGUCGCGCUCCGCGCGUCCCCGUGAAAUCGUCUCCGCGCGCAGCGUGAACGGAGCAGACGCCUCCCGAGCGAGCGAGCGAGCGAGCGAACGAGCACCAUGAGCGACACGGCCCCGGACAGCUGUCCCGUGCCGGACCCGGCCAUCGUGGACCCGUCGGCGCGCAACGGAGGGGCCCCCCCCGCGGAGCAGCACGCGCACAAGCAGGACGGACAGGUGGACCCGUUCAACAUGGACCGGGACCAGGACCGGGAGAUGAGGAUCAGCGACACCGUGGAGGGACAAGGUCUCCUGGAGAGCAGCAUGCGGCUGAAGCCCCAGGAAGCCCAGAACUACCGCAAGAAGGCCUUGUGGGUGUCCUGGAGCUCCAUCGUGGUGACGCUGAUCCUCGCAGUGGCUGGAUUCACUGUUUCUUUCAUGAGGUACAGCGCCUCUGCGUUCGGAUUCGCUUUUGAUGCCACGCUGGAUGUGUUGUCCUCCAUCAUUGUGCUGUGGCGCUAUAGCAACGCUGCUGCUGUCCACUCCGCCCACAGGGAAUACAUCGCCUGCGUUACCCUGGGCAUCGUGUUUAUCCUCUCUUCGCUGUGCAUUCUGGGAAAAGCCAUCCGUGGCCUGGCCACCAAGAUCCUUCCUGAAGUGGACGACUUCCUCUUCAGCGUGUCCAUCAUCAGCGGCAUCGUGUGCACCAUCCUAGCGGUUCUCAAGUUCAUGCUGGGCAGGGUGUUGACGAGCCGGGCCCUCAUCACCGACGGUUUUAAUUCUCUUGUGGGCGGAAUAAUGGGCUUCUCCAUCCUCAUCAGCGCCGAGGUGUUCAAACACGACCCUGCGGUGUGGUACCUCGAUGGAACAAUAGGGGUCCUCAUCGGUCUCAUCAUUCUGGCCUACGGCGUGAAGCUGCUGAUGGACAUGGUGCCCAGGGUGAGACAGACGAGGAACUACGAACGCUUUGAGUGACGGCGCGGCUCUGCAGGGGCACGGCACACCUCCCCACCAAGGGCCAUGCCGGGAGAGACUCGGAGCACCAACCAAAACCGGACUUUAGGUGCCAGUGGUAUUUCUGUUCAAAAGCAGCCCUCCAUUGCUACCAUUUGCCCCCUCCCUGUAUAAUUAAUUUUUUAAAACUCCCAACCCAAUUGUAUCCAAAAAUGCAAAGUGUCUCCAGCACAAAAAAGAGAGCGGAAGCCUUACCUGCCGUUCCUCUUCUGGAACAAGAUGAAGAAGUGGAGUCCAACCCAAACACCUGUGCUGUGUCGAUGGUGGUGUCCAGCAGGGCGGCGCCAAUGUUCUCAGCAAAUGUAUCUUGAAAAAAGAUCUCAUUUGAGGCUAAAGGAAAAUUAUAACUGAAUAUAAUUUUGUUUUCCCUAAAAUCUAUUUAGCUCCCCAUGCAAACAUCUUUAUGUGAAUAAGUUUUGGAAGUGACUCUAUGCGAUUUGAGUCUACAGCAUAGUGAAGGAAGGUGAGUUGGACAAGAUGAAUGCAGCACUUUUACAGAAUAUACAAAUAUACAAGCACCUGGCCGAGAUGGUUUGACGCCACUUUGACUAUGAGUGAGGAAACGAGGCAGCGUAGGAGGCCAAGGCCCGUCUCACCAACACGAACGGUGUUAGUUAAGGCCUCGAUUGGACUCCUGGUGAGUCUACAGGUGGCCUCAUCGACUCCGACCGUCGGAAGGCGCGUGAAAAUCACAGCUGCCCUCAAAAGUGAAGUCACGUGUUGCACUGGGAGGCAUUAGUGGAUGGGGUGGCUUGAAGGCGAUGUGUCGGGAAGAUCCAAAGAAUAUGGAUUCGAUUAACAAUUAAUAUCGUUACUGAAAAUGAAGCACAAAAUUCUUGGUCUCUCCAUUUAUGGAGUCCAUUACAGUUUGUCUGGCAUUUCCACACUUUCUAAAAGUUUUUUUAAUGAGCUUUCAGGCUAAACUAUUUGAGUUCGAGGGUUUUAUCCCUGAGCCCUUGGCAAAGUCCACAAAGCCCAGCAGGACGCAGUCGGCCACCUGCCAGAGACGAAUUAGAGAGUGAGAGCAGCAACGUGCCACGCUGCACUCAAUCACACUCACUGGAGGGAGUUUUUCUGAGCGCCAGGGCUCUUCCUACCUGUAAGGCCACCAUUAUCUUACCAAACAAAAAGGAUUACAU
This is a messenger RNA of Scleropages formosus (Asian bonytongue), 2409 nucleotides long. Its product is annotated as transmembrane protein 163-like. Lineage: Eukaryota; Metazoa; Chordata; Actinopteri; Osteoglossiformes; Osteoglossidae. Gene Ontology annotation, cellular component: synaptic vesicle membrane. Bases 377 to 1231 code for a protein of 284 amino acids. Gene Ontology annotation, molecular function: zinc ion binding. The transcript has 8 exons. The record is from RefSeq and is a predicted model, not a curated record.